UUCAUUAAAAGUGACCACUCGCAUUUAUCCUUUAAACUAAAAGAAAUAGACCAUAACAAAUAUAUAUCAUAUUAAAUGGUUCAAAUUGAACUCUAUGUGAGCAUAGAGUAGUUGCUUACAAAAGACAUUUGUGUUAACGAACGGAGAAAGUUGUAGCUAUUUGAAACAAAUACAAAUAUGUAUGAUUUAAUAUAAAUAUACAUAUUAUUUACAGUUUUAUCGGCUUAAAAUAUCGCGGAAUAUUGUGAGAGAAAUUUGCAAAAAUUCACUUGGACGAAUUCGUGAUUGAUUAAUCGAUGGUUUUCAAUAUGUGAUUUUUAAAUUAAUUGAAGAAGAAUGCUGUUUCCUGGAAUUUUUGAUAUGACUCUAUGUGGGGGUUGGCUAUAUCAGCUUGUUAAAAAUGCACGGACAGAUCAGUCGCAUUGCGAUUGUCGUUAAAGUUGCGUCUCAGUAAAAUGACAGGCAUAUUACGCGUGAAAAUGGACUUAGGUUACUUGCUGGUUACACUGACGUUAUUAUUCACAGGUUUACAAGCAGCGGCAGCAUCUGAAUGGGAAUAUGAAGGCAAAAAUGGACCCUCAAACUGGCCAGGCAUUUGCGCAACUGGAAAAAAACAAUCGCCGAUCGAUAUUGUGACUGAAAAUGCUGUAAAAAGUGAUUUUGCCGCUGUCAAGUUCAGUCGAUAUAAUUUAGCGUAUCCUGCUACGCUAGAAAACAAUGGUCAUUCUGUUCAAAUUGUAUUACAUGGUAUUCCGAUUUAUCUAAGUGGCGGAAUUUUACAAUCGGAAUAUGUUUUCGAGCAAAUGCAUUUUCACUGGGGUGCUGAACAUACCAUAAACGGUUUACGCGAUGCUUUGGAGUUGCAUUUAGUACAUUAUGAUAAGCAGUACGCGAAUAUCAGCGUAGCCAUGCAACACGAAAACGGACUUGCCGUUGUCGCGGUUCUAUUUAAGUUGGACAGAUACGAUAAUCCGCAAUUGAAGCCGAUUGUGAAAGCAACUAAAAAGGUGUUAUAUAAAGUAGGAAAGAGCACAACGAUAAAGGAGGAAUUAGUACCUUUAUCAUUCUUACCAAAGGAUCACUCGACAUAUUAUCAUUAUCAGGGAUCACUGACUACGCCGGGAUGUGAAGAAUCCGUAAUGUGGGUGGUUCUGUCUGAAAAACUUACAGUGUCGCAAUCACAGGUGAACGUAUUGAAACGACUUCGGGGCGAGCAUGGCAAGCUGAGGUUCAAUUACAGACCCGUGCAGGAUCUUUAUGACAGAAAAGUGUUCCACAAUUUAGAAUAGAAUGCCGAUGAAAUGUCUCAUUUUAUAAAUUUGAUUUAAUCUAUUUAGAUAUGUUAUACUCAAUUGAUUUUAUUUGAAAAAAAGUAUUAAUAAAAACUUUCUGCAUUGUUUUCU
This is a messenger RNA of Cataglyphis hispanica, 1403 nucleotides long. RefSeq names its product carbonic anhydrase 6-like. Gene Ontology annotation, molecular function: zinc ion binding; carbonate dehydratase activity. The transcript has 6 exons. Gene Ontology annotation, cellular component: cytoplasm. Lineage: Eukaryota; Metazoa; Arthropoda; Insecta; Hymenoptera; Formicidae. Bases 456 to 1289 code for a protein of 277 amino acids. The record is from RefSeq and is a predicted model, not a curated record.